GAGUGGAGAAACAAAACAAAAACAAACAAACCGCACCAGACUCUGUCACUAUUACUCCUAUUGUCGCGAGCUCCUCCUUCUCUCUUUCUAGAUCUUCUUACCCCCUGCAACUUCUUUCGAUCAGCCUUUCAGCUUGAGUUCUACGCAGAAAAGAUCCAUUUUCAUUCUUCUUCUUCUUCUUCUAUAUUCCAAAGGUUUUUGAUUUCUACAGAUGAUUGUUUGUAUCUCUCCCUCGAGUAAAUUGCGAUACUUCUUUUUUCAGUUUUUGUAAGAGAAGAGGAACGAGGGUUGUAGAGACACAACUCAAAACUAAUAGUGGGAAGAAUCAAAGAUGCCGUGGACAUCCUUCUUCAUGUUUUUCAACAGGACUUGCACUCGUCUCGUUGUCUUUUUCCUCGUUAUUCUGUAAAUUUCCUUCCUUUUCAGGCCUUGUUUUUUUUUCCGGGAAUAGCUAGCUCUCUGUUGUUGUGACUAUUUUAGUGUUUGAGAAUGUGCAUUGUUGGUAACAAGAAGGGAAACAGAUCAUUGAAGGAAAUAGGAACUUUUAUGAUGACUGCAUGUUUCAUUGCUAAUUACCAAUCCGUUCAAGUUUGUCAGGCAGAAUAUUUCAGACAGUUACUUAAGCCUGUAACGUAGUCUGGUUCUAGAGAUUCCGGAAAUUGGGUGGAAAAGAGUUAUUUUGUAUUCUGAAGACGUCUGAAUUAAGCAGCUCGCAGUUUUCUUGAAGGGUGUAGGACUUGUUUUUUUUUUCUUUUUCACAUUUUACCUCUUAGCACGGCGGGCAUUCUCUAAUGCAGAACAAUCAGUAUCCCUACUUCUCCGACGAAAUGGGAGACGGAAACAUGAACAAUGUCCCGUCGUAUGCAACAGCGUCAUCCUAUGAUGCUUUGUUCCCACCAUGUGCCAAGUUACCAUUCCAUGGUGUUGAACUUCAACCCUCUUCGGUCUGUCCUAAGAACUUUGUCGUUUUCCACCAGACGUAUGACCACCGCAGCAGCCAAGUGAUGUACCAUCCUGAGCUGACACCUAGGCUCGUGAAUUCCGGGUUAGCUUCCAUGUUUCAGAACGAGUACGUUGCGGGAGGUUACGGUAACUAUGACCAACAAGAAGAAGAAGUAUCAUCCUCUUCUCACCAAGAAGAUCCUAAUGAGAUUGAUGCCCUCUUGAGCACAGAUGAAGAUGAUGAUUAUGAAAAUGAGGAUGGAGAAGAGGUCAGCAGCACUGCUCGUAACUCUUUCAGGGAGUAUGGGAAUACAUCAGCUGAAUCGUGUUGCUCCAGCUAUGGCUAUAAUAAUAGCUCAAGAAGGAAGCAUAGUUUAUCUGGGAGUGCUAGUAGUUGUAACAAUGAAGGGAAAGGAAGGAGAAAGAUGAAGAAGAUGAUGGGAGUGCUGAGGAGAAUAGUCCCGGGAGGAGAAGAGAUGAAUACAGCUUCUGUGCUUGAUGAAGCUGUUCAGUACCUCAAGUCACUUAAACUCGAAGCUCAGAAACUUGGCGUUGGACAUUUCUCAAACCAGUCUUGAAUGCUUUUCGAUAUUCCUUGGAAGUAACGCCGUCCAGCGCUAUCUGGACUGGACCACACACUCUCUCUCUUUGUAUGGUUGUAUGGCAGGGAUGGGAUCUUAUAAUAUAGUAUGUUGGAUCUCUCUCUAUAUAUGCUAUUAAGUUGUACCUGUGGAUUUGGUUUGAGUUUUGGUAAAUUUCACCGUAAUCAUAUCUGUAGCCAAGAAUUGUUAUGGAUUGUGAUUUGCUUUGUAACUU
This is a messenger RNA of Raphanus sativus (radish), 1758 nucleotides long. RefSeq names its product transcription factor bHLH144. The coding region runs from base 792 to 1520 and encodes 242 amino acids. The transcript is spliced from 5 exons. NCBI's taxonomy places the organism in Eukaryota, Viridiplantae, Streptophyta, Magnoliopsida, Brassicales, Brassicaceae. The record is from RefSeq and is a predicted model, not a curated record. Gene Ontology annotation, molecular function: protein dimerization activity.